Molecule: messenger RNA, 1590 nt
Organism: Peronospora belbahrii
Lineage: Eukaryota; Oomycota; Peronosporomycetes; Peronosporales; Peronosporaceae
Source: the annotation of a GenBank genome assembly
AUGGAUCUGUACGCCGAUCUGCCGCUUGCUAAGGGCGCGAAGAUGUCUUCAGCACUCGAUGCAGAUGGUAAACCCAAGGCGUCUCUACCCUCUACGAGUUCCGUAUGGGCAGGUACGCCAUUGAUGGUGCCACAAGCAGCUAAACACAAGAUUAACAACGUUCAGUCGAUGGUAGCUUCUACCGUCAUCAAUAGCACGUCGACGCCACCUAAUGCAUUCGCAGAAGCUCGAGUGAAAAGACCUAUACGGCCGUCCAUGUCAUUAUCUUUUCAUCCUACGUCGGUAGCCAAGAGAAUGUCGGCAGCAGCUACUCAAGUGUUUCAAGAGAAAGAAAAAGACGAAAAGGUUCGGUCUACAGGCACAGGAUUGGGAUAUGUUGCCGCAACAGAAGUGAAAGUGAAGUUGCUACAACAACAGGAGCGGCAGCAGCAACAAUACGAAAAGGAAAAGGACGAUAGAGACGUGGGUGCCGGUACGACAGGGGGCCAUUUUUUCCAGGCAACUUAUCGAGAUGAGUACCAACCAGCACGACCGAACAGCUACGAGGUUUACUGCAAAGAGAGAAAAGAAAAGAAAAAGCUUGAACAGGUGAAACGGGAAUUGAGUCGGCGACAGAAAGAACAGGAGAGAGAGGGCAAGUUGGAGCGUGAAAAGCUUGCAAAGGAUCUGGCCGAAGGUCGAACGCCAGCCAUGGACUUGCCAGCUCCUGCUGGACGAGGACGAGGCAUGACGAUGCCGGCAUGGAUGCGCAAGAAGAUUGAGGAAAAUGCAGCGUCGCAGCCCGAGAGUGAGCGUGAUGUGGAGCAAGCACGUGAAUUAAAGGGGGCGAAAGCUGACCUUAUCGACGGACAGUUUGAGGAUGCUGCAGAGUCACGAGGCAGCCCGAGAUUCUCGACUAAAGGCAUCGGGUUUUCUUCAUCCGUCAGAUCAACGUCAUUGGCAAUUUCGGAUAAGGAUUCACGAGUAAUAACAACGAAAUCAAAUUUUCAGCCGUGUGGGAGCAGGAUAGGCGGUGGCAACUAUGACAGCAGCGAUAGACGUUUUACGAAAGAACGCUAUCACUCGAACGCACCAAUGAAGGAUGAGUUUGGACGAGAGAUUCGACAUGACGUGAAAAGAGGGAGUGAAGACCAGUCUAGUGUGAAACACGGCGAGCGUAGGAAGAGCCUCAAAAGCUACAAAAGUCAUGACAGCAGGUUAUGCGAAGGCACUGAAAGCCGUGCUUUCAGUGAGAAACGCCGUCGGACGAAUGGGUGGGAUAGCAAAUCGCCACAGAAAACGCUAUUGACUAGCCGGGUGAUAUUGUUACUGAAUAUGGUGGGCCCAGGCGAGGUAGAUGAUGAGUUGCAAGAUGAGGUUAAGGGCGAAUGUUCUGAUAAGUAUGGUCCCGUGGCAAAAUGCGUGAUCUACGAAGUGAUCGAAAGGGUCUCGCCUGAAGAAGCUGUCCGGAUCUUCGUCCAAUUUACGAAUCCCGGAGACGCUACGAAAGCUUUGACAGGCUUACAUGGACGAUUUUUUGGAGGUCGAAAGGUCAAAGCUGAGUACUAUGAUGAGAGCAAGUUUGAGCGAAUGGACCUUAAAAGCCAGUAG